Molecule: messenger RNA, 1048 nt
Organism: Sodiomyces alkalinus F11
Lineage: Eukaryota; Fungi; Ascomycota; Sordariomycetes; Glomerellales; Plectosphaerellaceae
Exons: 1
Coding region: 72-635 (187 amino acids)
Source: RefSeq, a predicted model, not a curated record
CAGCAAUCAUCACUUGGUGUGUGAAAUGGGAUGGGCUACGUCACAUUAAAGGGUAUUAAAGGGUAUUCUACAUGUACCCGUACCUACUCCGCACUACGCACGUACGAAGUACAAAGUACUUGGUACAGGUACAGGUACAGGUACAGGUACAGGCACUGAAUGAUCGGGAGAUUUCCCACGAGAUGUAUCGUUUCCCACUCCCACUGGUCGUUCCUUCGAGGCAGGAAGGACGGACUUGUUGCUGGCUUCUAUUUUGGUCCAAUCGACCAGUGCAUCGUCACCUGGCAUCAGAAGAUUGGCCAAGGUACUUAAAGGGAAUUAAUUACCUUACCUUAUAUACUUGUCCGGGCAGAAUUGGGCAGUCUUCCCCCAAUUGCCGCAUGGGGUAUCCUACUCCUUACUCCGUCCUCCGAGUCCGUUACUCGUACGAAGGAAGAGAAGCCAGACUUCUUUUUCCUCUUGCUUGCCCUUCGUCUUCGUCUUCUUCUCCUUCCUCCUCCUUUUCUUCUUCCUUCUUCUUCUUUCUUCAAGACCUCCCUCGUCCCUUUGGCCUUUUUAUUUUAGUUUAUUCCCGGGACCUUCACCUUAUGGCCUUUACUAAGCCAGGUAUCUGCUUGUACGGGCCCCCUGAAUGAAUCCCUUUAUUGACUAUUAGGCAUCGAUAUUCGGUCCUUCUUCCAACCUGCAUCCUUUUCACAUCGAGACAUGCAGUCGGACCUAAUUACCAGCCAACCCUUUUCACUGACCGAUAGACACGAUUCAAUGCAUGUUUAGGAGAACACCCUCCUGGUCUAGGCGUGCCGUCUCCGUACUCCUCGUAUAUCCAAGGUAUGAACCGUCCGCGCGUGUGAGGAUUGGCGAUCAUACCAUGUCCUCCUUAUGACGUGGACGUCAGACGCUGUCUCCACGUCCUACGGAGUGUACGGCAUCAGUGGUCCUUGGCCCACGCCCGGAACCACUCCAACGCCUCCGGGUUAGCCACGCUGGCAUUGGUUGUGACAUCCAUUCCCGAAAGGAUCUGUUUGACUGCCACCUCGAUUCUAAAACA